CCCUAAAUCUAUCGGCGAUCGGAGAAAGGACGGAUUCCGAAGCGAAAUGCUCUUGAAUCGCUCCUCGAUCGGGCCAUCGUCCUUUUUCCGUCUCAAUUCCGGUCUCUCUCUUCUUCAUAGAUUCCUCUUUUCUACCGAGCAAUUAGGAAACAAGAAACCGGACGGCGAAGCGGCGUCCCACGAUGACGUCGCCGCCGUAUUCCGCAUCAUCAUCACCUCCUCCUCCAGCGAGCACAUGGCGAGAUCCCUCAUGGAGUCCAAAAUCUUCCUUUCCAAUGAUCUGAUCGAUGGGGUCCUCAAACGGCUGCGGUUCAGCCACGGGAACCCCUUCCGGGCCCUCGAAUUCUUCGAGCUCACCGGAAAACGGAGAGGAUUCUUCCACACCGACUUCUCCUACGACACCAUGCUCUUUAUCUUGGGCCGAAGCCGGAGAUUCGAGGAGGUCUGGCGGUUGCUGGUGGAGAUGCGGCGGAAAGAUCGAACCUUGAUCACUACCCGCACCGUUCAGACCGUCCUUGGCCGGAUCGCCAAGAUUUGUUCUGUCCGGCAGACGGUGGAGAGCUUUCGCAAGUUCCGCAAGCUCUGUGUCGAGUUCGACACCAAUUGCUUCAAUGCUUUGCUGAGGACUAUGUGCCAAGAGAAGAGCAUGAGCGACGCCCGUAAUGUGUAUCACAGCUUGAAGCAUGACUUCAAGCCUAACCUUCAGACGUUUAACAUAUUGCUGUCGGGUUGGAAGUCGGCCGAGGAGGCUGAAGGCUUUUUCAAGGAGAUGUCCGAGCUGGGAGUGAAGCCAGACUUGGUCUCGUACAAUUGCAUGGUAGAUGUCUACUGCAAGAAUCGUGAAAUGGAAAAGGCAUAUAAGAUAGUUGAUAAAAUGCGUAAAGAAGAGAUCUAUCCGGAUGUUAUCACAUAUACUGGUUUGAUUGGUGGACUGGGAUUGAUCGGUCAGCCCGAUAAGGCUACAGAUGUUCUGAAGGAGAUGAGAGAGUGUGGAUGCUACCCUGAUGCUGCAGCUUAUAAUGCAGCUAUUCGUAACUUCUGCAUCGCAAAAAAGUUCAGAAAUGCCUUUUCUUUGAUGGAUGAGAUGGCAGAGAGGGGACUGUCCCCUAAUGCCACGACUUACAAUCUGUUCUUCAGGUGCUUCUAUUGGGCUAAUGAUCUAGUGAGUGCAUGGAGUCUGUACAAGAGGAUGAGGACGGAGGGGUGCUUGCCCAACACGCAGUCAUGCAUGUUCCUUAUUAGGCUGUUCCGCCGGCAGGAGCAAGUUGGAAUGGCUCUCGAGCUUUGGAAUGAUAUGGUGCAGAAAGGAUUUGGGUCGUUCACGUUGGUCUCAGAUGUAUUGUUUGAUUUGCUCUGUGAUGCAGGAAAGAUAGAUGAGGCUGAGAGGUGCUUCACUCAGAUGAUCGAGAAAGGGCAGAAGCCGAGCAAUGUGUCAUUUAGGAGGAUUAAGGUUUUGAUGGAACUGGCAAAUAGGAAGGAGUCUCUUAGGAAUCUGAUGGAGAAGAUGACUGUGUUUCAACACAUAGCACCCUUGGAUGACAGAAGAGCCGAUGAAUCACCCGAAGGAUCACCAUCCUGCUUGUUACAACCCUGUUGAAUUAACAACUCUUGUCCCAUUUGCUUGCAAUGUUUCUGCACUGGGAAUAUAUGGUUGUGAGAAAUAAUAGCUCAAGUACUACUCAGAAGCCGGUACUCGAAGUAAAAUAUGGCUCCUUUGUCACUCAACAAUGGUUAGAAGCCUAGAACAAAUGUACCAAAUCGGUAUAGUCUUGAAAAGCAUGGGCAAUCGUUCAGGUUGGCCUAAAUUAAACACAUGGAUCUUGGAUGGAACACCCGCAAAUGGGGGAGGCCUCGCUUGUGUUGUUCGAAGAUCUAAUGGUGGUUUGGUGGCUGCAGGGUGUGAAAAUUGGGCUUGGGAGUUGAAGCUUAUUCUUAAGAAUUGUGUCGAUGUUCUGGAUUAUCCAUCGAGUGCCUGUGUUUGUAGGGAGGCAAACAGGGCUGCUAACUGGAUGAUCAAAUAUGCUAGAUUUUACAGGUGUUUAUAGCAAGGGAUUUUCCUGAUGAUUUUCUAAGCAUUUUUAGAGAGGAUAACCUAGGAUCUUCAGUAAUUAAUUCGUCCUGAAAUGGAUUUGACUGUCUUUCUUGACUUGAUGUUUUUGGCUACUUCAGUGUAAUGCUAGUUGUUGA
Musa acuminata subsp. malaccensis (wild Malaysian banana) is the source of this 2187-nucleotide messenger RNA. RefSeq names its product putative pentatricopeptide repeat-containing protein At1g02420. NCBI's taxonomy places the organism in Eukaryota, Viridiplantae, Streptophyta, Magnoliopsida, Zingiberales, Musaceae. The record is from RefSeq and is a predicted model, not a curated record. Gene Ontology annotation, molecular function: mRNA binding; protein binding.